Messenger RNA from Penicillium brevicompactum, 624 nucleotides. RefSeq lists its product as uncharacterized. Gene Ontology annotation, molecular function: thiosulfate-cyanide sulfurtransferase activity. The transcript is spliced from 2 exons. The record is from RefSeq and is a predicted model, not a curated record. Gene Ontology annotation, cellular component: mitochondrion. Lineage: Eukaryota; Fungi; Ascomycota; Eurotiomycetes; Eurotiales; Aspergillaceae. Bases 1 to 624 code for a protein of 207 amino acids.
AUGGCCACAACAGUAGCAUCAGCCCAGCGCUCCGCUGUAAUGCUUUCAGCAGUCAGACUCCCUGCUCGCCGGGUGCUAUCACCAGCAUUCCGAGUUAUCACUACCAGAGGACUGGCUUCAUCCCCAAGACCCCGAGUCCCCGCCCUUGCAUACAAUGUCCGAUCGUUCUCACACCCGAUCAAGAGUUCACAAUUACAGACGCGCCAGAACAGUAAUGACUCCACAAACCUCAAAAACUGGGGGUUUGAAGAGCUCAACGCCUCCCUCCCCUCCGCGCCUGACUCGCCAACCCACAAGCCUAUACUGAUUGACGUUCGCGAACCGGCUGAACUUAAGGGCACGGGUAUCAUUCCUUCGGCAAUCAGUAUCCCGCUAGCAUCUCAGGCCGACGCCCUGUUCCUCACGCCCGAUGAAUUCGAGACCCGGUUCGGGUUCCCGAAGCCUGAGCCCGUCGAAGGCGAGCAGAUGGUCUUUUAUUGUAAGGCUGGUGUGCGUGCCAAAAUCAUGGCCCAGAUGGCUGUCAAGGCGGGAUAUGAUCCGGCUACUGUCGGUUACUACUGGGGUAGCUGGUUGGACUGGGAGAAGAACGGGGGCAAGGCUGAGAGGUGGGAUGGAGACGAUUAA